Molecule: messenger RNA, 2347 nt
Organism: Bufo bufo (common toad)
Lineage: Eukaryota; Metazoa; Chordata; Amphibia; Anura; Bufonidae
Gene: ENTPD2
Product: ectonucleoside triphosphate diphosphohydrolase 2
Exons: 9
Coding region: 43-1548 (501 amino acids)
Biological process (GO): nucleoside diphosphate catabolic process
Cellular component (GO): plasma membrane
Molecular function (GO): UDP phosphatase activity; GDP phosphatase activity
Source: RefSeq, a predicted model, not a curated record
GUAAGAGCUGCAGGGACCAGCCAGAGCUCACAGCUGCUAGAGAUGGCCAAGAAGCUGCUAGCUGUGCUCCUGCCCAUUCUCCUCUGCCUCAUCGGGGUGAUAGGGAUCCUGCUGCUGGCUCUGCCUGCAAGGGACGUCCAUGAGCCCCCCAAAUAUAAGUAUGGUAUAGUACUGGACGCGGGCUCCUCUCACACCGCACUGUUUAUCUACAAGUGGCCUGCAGACAAAGAAAAUGACACGGGCAUUGUGAGCGAGCACAGCAUGUGUGAUGUCCAUGGUCCCGGGAUAUCCAGCUAUUGGGAGAAUCCACCCGAGGCUGGGAAGAGCCUGGAGACGUGUCUGCAGCAGGCUGUAAGCGACAUUCCCUCCAGUCGGCAUUCCAUCACUCCCCUCUACCUAGGAGCCACCGCUGGGAUGAGACUGCUCAACUGGACUAAUGAGAAAGCCUCGGACAAUGUUCUCGAAGCUGUGAGCAGCACACUGAAGUCGUAUCCCUUUGAAUUCCGAGGGGCCAAGAUUCUGUCCGGUCAGGAUGAGGGAGUGUUCGGCUGGGUCACGGCCAACUACCUCAUGGAGAGCUUCAUCAAGUACAGCUGGGUGGGACGCUGGUUCCAGCCCAGGAAAGGGACUCUGGGAGCCAUGGAUCUUGGUGGAGCAUCCACACAAAUUACUUUCGAAACCUCGGACAAGAUUGACAACCCCGAGAAUGAAAUGAACCUGCGGCUGUACGGCCAGUCCUAUCGGGUAUACACCCACAGCUUCCUGUGCUACGGGCGAGACCAGGUCCUCAAGAGGGUCCUGUCCAAAGUGCUGAAGGAACAAGGUUACAGUUCGAAUGUUCAGAAUCCAUGCUGGCCCAAGAAUUAUGACAGUUCUCUAACACUUGGGGAUGUGUAUGAGAGUCCGUGCACACAGAGUGAGAAGCCUCCUAACUAUGACUCUUCACAGUCCAUCCAGAUGAGUGGCAGCGGAGACGGAGUCCAGUGCCGGGGAAUUGUAGAUAGCAUCUUCCAGUUUACCGACUGUCCAUACUCCUCGUGUUCUUUUGAUAAAAUCUUCCAACCCAAAGUGACUGGAAAAUUCAUUGCUUUUGCAGCUUAUUUUUACACCGUAGACUUCAUGAAAUCUGUGAUGAAGAUGCCAGUUGACUCACUAGACGAUCUGCGGAUGGCGACCGAUGCCAUCUGCACCUCCAGGUUCGAUGAGCUUUCCAGCAAAGCACCCUCGGGUCUGAAAAAACAUCUGAACGGCUAUUGCGCCACUGCUAACUUCAUCUACCUGCUGACCAGCAAAGGGUACAAGUUUGACAAUGACACCUUCCCCAACAUCGUGUUCCAGAAGAAGGCUGGUGACACCUCCAUUGGCUGGGCUCUUGGAUACAUGCUGAACCUCACCAACAUGAUACCUGCAGAACAACCUUCCAUUCUCAAAGCCACUGACUUCAGCUCCUGGGCCGCCCUCAUCUUCCUCUUCGUGGUUAUCAUUCUUGUGGGUCUGAUUAUCUUCUUCACCACCUUUAGGUCCAAUAAACAGGCUGAAACCAUAUGAUGCGAGACGGCCGCGAAUGGGUCAAGUCAUAGUGUCCCUCUGCCCAAUAGAGAGGAUUGUACAACUUAUCUAGGUCCCCCAUAAUCCUAAUUGGGGGACGGGGGACGUUUGUGACAUCUUCAUAUAUGGUUGCUGAAGCUUGGGCAUGAAACCUAACAAUGGACUGGAUGUCUAUACCGCGCCUACAUGGAAGAUCCCUGAUGAAGGAAACAAGUUUUAUUUUUUAAAUGACACCUUGAUAUUUUAUUUUUUAAAAUAUUUUUUUCCCCCAAAUGGUCACACAUUUUCUACUCUGCUAAAUGUGAAAUUUAUAUGGCGUCAAACCACUGUACCCCAUAAUGUAUGUAAGUUAAAACCGAUAUAUGGUUGGCGAUGGCAACUGGUCAAAUGCUAGCCUAUAAUCUCUAAUAUUCACUUAGGAAUGUGAUUUUUUAAUUUGUGGCACCAAUAAAUCCAUAGUGUUUUAUAUGGCUACUUACAUGUGAGGGCUGAUAUAGCUGUCCAUGUAGAGGUUCAAUAUGGGAUUCUUUAUAUCUGCGGUUCAUGUUCCCUCUGGAUGGGAAGGAAUAAAUGAGAAAAAAGGUUAUGAAUCAAACAAAAGGAGGAAUGGGCGGCAGCAGCAGCCGGGGGCUUCUACUUCCACCUGCUGCGAUCACAGACCUGUAAAUGGACAAUUAAGAUGCUUCACACAAAAACUCUUUCCUUAUCUUGCUUCAGUCCACCACCUGCGCCCCGUGGCCAUGACGUGAUGAUAAAGCAAGUCCCUACAUCUUUUUAAGGCCUCUUGCACACGACCGUA